AUGCUAGUCUUUGAAGCAUCAGUGGACGGGCUGCUGCAGGCGGAGCAGCUGAGCGCGCUCUUCCAGGCGGACGGCAGGGGGCGGCAGGGCUGGAUCCGCCGGACGGCGGCCUCGCUAGUGGACAAAAGCGGCAAGCGGAACCUGUUUGCGUACAUGGCACAGGAGGGUGACGUGGCAGAGUUCAAUAGGCACACCAAAGGGAAGACGCAGCUGAGAGUGGAUGUGAAGAAGCGGUACGCAGUGGUGGAUGAGCGGUUGAGAGCGGUGCGAGAGAGGGCUGCUCAGGCGCCCAAUCUGGAGGCUACUGUUGCCAUGAUGUCUCAUCGAAUCGUGUCGGGACAAGUGGCAGCGUCUCAGCUCCAGGCGGAGCUAGAGCAGGCCAAGGAAGCCAACAGGAAGCUUCUGGCGAUGCUGGAGGGUGCCUGGCCAAAGUACCCUCAGCAGCAGUGGGCAUCUGGUAAAGCAGCCCCAGUCCAGCAGCUGCCGAGUAAAUCCCAAGUAACAGUACAGGAUGGGUGGGGGGACCAAGUAGCUGUAGCGGAGGAGCAUUGUGCAGCUGCUGCGGCUGUAGCAGUGCACGAUGGGUCGGGAGACCAAGCAGGUGUAGCAGCCGAGGAUUGUGUUACGGAACAGCAAGACACAGAGGAGCAGAAGAGUGAGAGGGAGCAGAGGCAUGCGGGCAAGCAGCAGUGGCCUGGGAAGGAGACGGAGGGGACUAAGAGCCGGGUACAGAUAGAGGAGAGAGCGACUGCAAGGGAUGAGGAGGCUUUGGAGGCACGUCUGGUGGAGGUGGCAUCUGGGGUGGGCGUGAGUGGGGAGAUUUUUGAUUCGACUUUUGGAAAGUCAUCGAGGGAGGAGCAGGGGGUGAAGGCGCGUCUGGUGGAGGUGGCAUCUGGAGUGGGCGCAAGUGAGCAGGAGGUGCUGUCGCUGUGGCAGACAGCAGUGGAGGCAGAGCUGAGGCACUGGAAUGAGGUACAGUGCGGUGCGGUUGGAUGGAGUGGAAUGCAGCAGUGA
Messenger RNA from Closterium sp. Yama58-4, 1014 nucleotides. The record is from the annotation of a GenBank genome assembly. Lineage: Eukaryota; Viridiplantae; Streptophyta; Zygnematophyceae; Desmidiales; Closteriaceae.